This is a messenger RNA of Hyalella azteca, 741 nucleotides long. RefSeq lists its product as uncharacterized. The transcript is spliced from 3 exons. The coding region runs from base 1 to 741 and encodes 246 amino acids. Lineage: Eukaryota; Metazoa; Arthropoda; Malacostraca; Amphipoda; Hyalellidae. The record is from RefSeq and is a predicted model, not a curated record.
AUGCGCAUCAGCGCGUACGACGUGAGGCACGCCACGCAGUCGUGCGUGUGGCGCAGGAUGCCACUGCCACGCAGCCGCAGCGGUGUUGCCAUUCAUACGGCAGGCAGCGGUGUUGCCAUUCAUACGGCAGGCAGCGGUGUUGCCAUUCAUACGGCAGGCAGCGGUGUUGCCAUUCAUACGGCAGGCAGCGGUGUUGCCAUUCAUACGGCAGGCAGCGGUGUUGCCAUUCAUACGGCAGGCAGCGGUGUUGCCAUUCAUACGGCAGGCAGCGGUGUUGCCAUUCAUACGGCAGGCAGCGGUGUUGCCAUUCAUACGGCAGGCAGCGGUGUUGCCAUUCAUACGGCAGGCAGCGGUGUUGCCAUUCAUACGGCAGGCAGCGGUGUUGCCAUUCAUACGGCAGGCAGCGGUGUUGCCAUUCAUACGGCAGGCAGCGGUGUUGCCAUUCAUACGGCAGGCAGCGGUGUUGCCAUUCAUACGGCAGGCAGCGGUGUUGCCAUUCAUACGGCAGGCAGCGGUGUUGCCAUUCAUACGGCAGGCAGCGGUGUUGCCAUUCAUACGGCAGGCAGCGGUGUUGCCAUUCAUACGGCAGGCAGCGGUGUUGCCAUUCAUACGGCAGGCAGCGGUGUUGCCAUUCAUACGGCAGGCAGCGGUGUUGCCAUUCAUACGGCAGGCAGCGGUGUUGCCAUUCAUACGGCAGGCAGCGGUGUUGCCAUUCAUACGGUCACGAAGAAAGAGGGUUAA